AUGCCUCCGCAAUCGAGCAAUCCUCCGUUCUCCACCACUAACUGCGAGGUUCCUGAUGAUGCUAUCUCUCUGCGUUCCGCUGCACCUUCCUAUACUUCCUCCCUCCCGCCGGCCUACAGCGACCAAUUACCGUUGUCCUCGCCUCGUGUGCCCGAACAACGCCAUAGCUCACUACUCACCUCUCUUCCCGAAAAUUACAAUGUCACCGCCUGGUCAUCUCUCACUGGCUCUGGCCACCAAAAUAGGGCGUAUGAGAAUGUAGCAGAGCGCCGAGCACGCCGGGAUGCAGCGAGAAUGCAUGCAAACUCCCUCUUGGUCAGGGCCAACAAUGCAGUACGCGCGGAAACCCAACGGGCAGAGGAAGCCCCACAUUCUGUAUCGUUGGCUGAGGACGGAAAGAGCUGGGACUUCCUUAUCUCGCAAAUGGCAAAUUGGGAGUCGAGGGAGAAGAGCUGGAACAAUUUUCGUGCAAGAUUCUCUAAGGAUCAGAGCCGUAUCCCUUUUCCAAAGAAAAAGAUUGGGAUGAGCGGGAGGUUUGGGUGAGGGUUUAUGGUACCGUUCGUUCGAUCUUCAGGGGUGCAGUAGGGACCGCUUUACGUCCAGGCAUCUCGCAUGCUUUGUCUACAAUCACUCGGCUUACUAUUACUUUGGAGGGUCAGGAUUUUGGCCAGCUCCUAGGACUUCGCUCAUUAAUCGCUGGCAUUUUUGUCUACUGUUCCUAGUGUGUCUUUCCUUUUAGUAAUCUAUUUCACUUCCAGUUGCAUCCGCAGGUCCAUUUUCCUUUCUAUUCCUCUUAUGUGGGUUUACCUGUUUAGCUUGCGGAACACAUGAAAUAUCAACUUGUGAUAUUUAUCAUUACCUGCGUUUGUAAGUUAUACCACCCCCUACGUCAACUUCCGGGACAAGCGUUGUUCGCGGCC
Tuber melanosporum (Perigord truffle) is the source of this 920-nucleotide messenger RNA. RefSeq lists its product as uncharacterized. The transcript has a single exon. NCBI's taxonomy places the organism in Eukaryota, Fungi, Ascomycota, Pezizomycetes, Pezizales, Tuberaceae. The record is from RefSeq and is a predicted model, not a curated record. Bases 1 to 543 code for a protein of 180 amino acids.